AUGACGAACAAGCUGAAGAGAUGGGGGAGACCCAAGCAACUCGACAACAUCAAACUGAGUCGCAUGCAGGGAUUCCGCAUGCAGAGGGAAAUGGUUACAUAUGCUGACGUGGAGAAGCAGAUGUUGGCAAUGAAAGGAAAGCCAGCUCAGGAUCAUCAGAAGAUGGCUGUUAUGUACUUCUUAGCCAGCAUCCUCGUCGGAGGCCGAAAGAGUGGAGAGGGAGCAACACCUGUGGACAGUUUCUUACUGACUGGUGUUGAUGACCUUGAUGUGUGCUUAACGUUCCCUUGGGGACGGUAUGCAUUCGAACAAAACUUGGAGGAUGUAUCUAGCUUCUUGGAGAAGUGCAAGGGGGUUGUGCCGACGAGUUGGUUGUUGGCCUUUGAGGCAAUUCCAAGCGUGAGGAAGCAUUUCCGAGAAACUGUGAAAACUGCACACGCUGAUUGUCCGUGGAUGUGCAAGAUGCAGUACAAAUGCAUAGGUGGAACGAAGCCACAGGAUAUUGAGAGUAUAUUAGUAGCAACAGCAGCUGAGAAGGAAAUUCUGGAAAGAAUGGGGAUGGACAAGGAAAUUUGUUGGGCCGAUGACGACGAUGAUGCAGCAGUUGAUGCUCCGGUUGAAGGUCCCACCAUUCCUGCUAUUGGAGAAUCUGCUGAGGCUGAUGCAGAUUCGGUGGAGGCUCCUGAUGUUGACGCUUUAAAAGAGCUCGAAGGUCGGCUUAUGAAUGCAAUCCGAGAUGGUUUGAAGGAAGUGAACAAAAAAUUUGAAUCAUUGGGUAACCAACUAACUCUUCUAGAAAAAGAAGUGAUGAGCCUUGCGAUGAGUGUUCCCGAUGCUGCUGGUGUUCUAGAUAUUGCUAAGCAAAUGCAGAGUGAACAUGGUGAGGGUAAUGAUGAGGAAGAUGGUAGUUUGUAA
Messenger RNA from Brassica oleracea var. oleracea, 915 nucleotides. RefSeq lists its product as uncharacterized. The transcript is spliced from 5 exons. Bases 1 to 915 code for a protein of 304 amino acids. Lineage: Eukaryota; Viridiplantae; Streptophyta; Magnoliopsida; Brassicales; Brassicaceae. The record is from RefSeq and is a predicted model, not a curated record.